AUGGCCUUAUUCCUGGAGUUGCUGUUCCUGGCUCUUGUGUUGCUUCCAUUCUUUCCUGCAAAUGGACAGGAUCCAUCCUUUCCUGCUUUGUCAACUACUCGAACACAAGUCCAAAAAGAGAUUGUAGAUAAACACAAUGAACUAAGGAGAUCAGUCUCUCCACCUGCCAGCAACAUGCUAAAGAUGGAAUGGAGCAGAGAAGCAGCAGCAAAUGCCCAAAAAUGGGCAAACAAGUGCACUUUAGAACACAGCAAUGCAAAGGACCGAAAAACCAGUACAAACUGUGGUGAGAAUCUCUAUAUGUCAUCUCACCCUAAGUCAUGGUCAGCCCCAAUCCAAAAAUGGUAUGAUGAGAAGGACAAUUUUAUCUAUGGUAAGGGAGCAAAGACUGCUGGUGCAGUUGUUGGACAUUAUACCCAGGUUGUCUGGUACUCCUCUUACCACGUUGGAUGUGGAGUUGCCUAUUGUCCCAAUCAAGAUAUUCUGAAAUAUUACUAUGUUUGCCAAUAUUGUCCUGCUGGUAAUCAUCUUAACAAGAUAAAUACACCCUACCUAGAAGGAAAGCCUUGUGCCAGCUGCCCUCAUGACUGUGACAAUGGACUAUGCACCAAUGUUUGCAAGUAUGAAGAUAAAUAUCAAAACUGUAAUGAUUUGAAGAAAACACUAUCCUGUGCCCAUAGUCUUCCCAAGGACAGUUGCAAGGCUUCCUGCUAUUGUAAAGAUAAAAUUUAUUAA
Messenger RNA from Puma concolor (puma), 735 nucleotides. RefSeq names its product cysteine-rich secretory protein 2-like. The record is from RefSeq and is a predicted model, not a curated record. Lineage: Eukaryota; Metazoa; Chordata; Mammalia; Carnivora; Felidae. Gene Ontology annotation, cellular component: extracellular region.